Messenger RNA from Liolophura sinensis, 699 nucleotides. RefSeq lists its product as uncharacterized. Gene Ontology annotation, molecular function: actin binding. NCBI's taxonomy places the organism in Eukaryota, Metazoa, Mollusca, Polyplacophora, Chitonida, Chitonidae. The transcript is spliced from 4 exons. The coding region runs from base 114 to 536 and encodes 140 amino acids. The record is from RefSeq and is a predicted model, not a curated record.
CAUCGAGAGAAGAUGCACUUGUUGUCUGGAGACAGAACUAAGUUUUGUUUUAUGUUUUAAGUGUGAAAACGUUGAACUAUUGUUGUACAAAGACCAAAAGAAUGCAAUAAGCAAUGGCUAGAGCGGUUCCAUCAUGGGAUGAAUUUAUAAAUCACCAACUGUUGAGCCUUGGCGUAGCUAGCGGGGUUGUGCUAAUGUCACACUUGGGAACUGUCAGUUACAGUUAUGGUGACCUUACAAAUGUCUCACAGGAAGAAUUGAAACAGUUUGUCAGUCAGUUUGAUCAACACCCCAAACCAGAGGAGAACUUUCCAGCAGAGCCAGGUUAUGUCCUCAGCAUUGGUGGACAAGAAACUCGUUUCAAGAUAUUCAAAAAAACUUACUGCAGUAUCUACUGUACCACCAAGGGGCAUAACUCUGGCCUGGUUAUUGGCAAUCUCCCACAUGGCAUCUUGCUCUGCACAUACCAUCGCCCUGUCCAUAGUGUUCAAGCUACCCAAACCAUAGAGGCCUUCUGUAACAAGUUACGGGCCUAGCACAUUUGGACUGGAAAUUAAAACAUGCAUUGACUUUCCAUCCAGAGUACAGCCCUGGAGAUACAAGUUUUAUUUGGUCUAUCACUUUUGGCCACAGAUAUUGUGGCUCUUUUCAUCAAUUGCUGGUGAGCAUCAGCUAAAUGAGUUGAUCUCCAAUAAAACU